Messenger RNA from Meira miltonrushii, 1083 nucleotides. Its product is annotated as B-(1-6) glucan synthase. The coding region runs from base 1 to 1083 and encodes 360 amino acids. The record is from RefSeq and is a predicted model, not a curated record. The transcript has a single exon. NCBI's taxonomy places the organism in Eukaryota, Fungi, Basidiomycota, Exobasidiomycetes, Exobasidiales, Brachybasidiaceae.
AUGAAACAAAACAACAUUGCCACCAAGACAUCUGCAAGCACUCACCCUACCUCAGUUGCCACAACAAACGACGCCGACGAUUGUACAGACGAAACCACAUCCUUCCCAACCGUGACAAGCACAAACAGUAGUCAAUCAUCAUGUUUCCCUGCUUUGGGUUUCAAUAUGCCAUCAAACGUUCCAAGUUCUUUGGACGGAUGGUGGUGUAGUCCAACGGAUGAAUAUGCAUUCUUAGGGUUCUCCUAUGAAAUCUCUGCUUGUCAAUCACAGAGUCAAUUGAUCAGAGAAUUCAAAGAUGCACGUAAUACGUUCAAUGCUCGUUAUGUGCGUUUGUACGGUGCAUGUGAUGAUACGAAUUAUUACGGCAAAGUCGUCGAGGCUGCUUGGCAAGCUGGAAUUGGUAUUCAUGCUUUGAUUUGGUUCGGAUUUGAUGGUGAUAAUAAAUGGAUUGGUAGACGUGAUUCUUUGUUCUCUCAAUUACACUCCAAUCCAAAGGCAAAGUUCGUCACUCGAGGUGUUCAAUUUGGUAGUGAGCCGUUGUACGAUUGGGUGAUGAGUGGAACCGAUUUGGCCAAACAGGUAAAGAGCGCUCAAGCCAACCUAAAGGAUCUUAGCAUUAAUGUGACCGUUUCUGAUAUGGCAUACGGUUAUCAAUCUCAACAAGAUAGCGGAAGUCAAGACGUUUUGGACGCAAUCGAUUUUGUCGAUGCACACAUGUUACCCUACUUUGCACAAGAUGCAUCAACAGGUGAUAAAGCAUGGCAUGAUGAUGCAAACGAUAUGAAUUACUUCUUGCAACAUACCUCUAACAAAAAGAUUUAUUGGAGCGAAAAUGGUUGGCCAUCAACGCAUGAUUGUAAUGCAGGCGUUUGUCCAAAUUCUCCCAAUGCAGUUUCGAGUGUCGCAAGUGAGCAAGCAUAUUAUGAUUUAUUGGAUAGCAAGUGUUCAACGAUGAAAACUUAUCCUCAAGGAGGCGUUGGAUGGUUUGCACACAUUUAUAGUGAUUCACAAGAACCCGGUUAUGGUAUCUAUGAUGUGAACGGCAAACUCAAGUUUAAUUUCAAACCACGUACAUCUUGUUGA